CGCUUAACUCUUUGAUAUUGAACCUGUUUGAAUGAUUUUAAUUAAUGAACAUGUUAAGACAUGUCGGCGUCAUCAGAGACAUGACGCAGAAGCAGCUCCGUUAGCUUUCUCUGUUAGCAUUGUUAGCUUUCUCUGCCGGCGCUGUUAGCUCACUGCUAGCAUGUUAGCCCGUUAUUUAUGUUCUGUUUACGGAUUUAUUUAUCACUAAUACGUCUAUUCUUGCAAACGGGUGUCGGCUUCUUCCAAACAGACACAAACAUCUGAGGUUACUUGCUCUGUGAUGUCAUGGUGAUGUCAUCGGUAAGCCAGCGGUACCGUGACAUCAGUCCUGUGACACUGCAGGUGGUGGGCGGGGCUGUGAGCUCCAGUCUGUACUGUGGAGAGGUUGAGGGGCUGUCGGGGGGGCUCGUGGAGGCCUUCCUGGUGGAGUUUUAUCGCUGUAAACUCUGUCAAUUCACCUGUGGCCUGAAGUCCUCCAUCAGCAGCCACCUGCUGUACAGGCACCGCCCCCCCACCCUUGCAUACCUGGAUGGGGCCAACCGAGCAGUCAGGCCUGAGGACCGAGAGGAGUCAGGGCUCCAGAGGGGGGCGUCAGCCUACCAGCUGGACCUGAACACGGAGUCAAAGCAGAGCGACGAGGAUGAAGACUUCCUGCUCUACAACAUGCUGGACAACAUGAGCCCGCCCACAUGUCACAUCAGCAGUGAGGGGGGGCUGCAGGUUGCGCACACCUGUGAGGUGAGCACUCUGUUUGAGGAGGAGGAGUCCUCCAUCUUCCCUCUGAAGGAGGCAUCAGUGGAUCUGUCCUGUCCCAUCAACACCCCCACCACCCAGGAGGAGAUGGCACAGUCUGCUCACCUCAUGUCUCUGGGACUGUGUCGCAUCUCAGCCCACAAACCUCCUCCUUCUCUUCCUGCUCCUGCUCCUCCUCAUCAUUCCAACACCUCCCCACGCAUCCUCCCUCCUCCUGAUGACUCCCCCGUCCUGUCUCAGUCCAGCAGCCUGCCGCAGAGCAAUACAUCCCGGCAGCUGAUGACUUCCCCCUCUAGGCUGCUGUGCCUCCUGUGUCCCCUGACGCUCCCGACCAGGCGGCUGCUGGAUGUUCACGUCCGGUCCCACCGGGGGUCUGGUGGGUUCAGCUGUGUCUGCUGCAGCUGGACAGCCGACAGCUGGGAGGAGCUGGAGCCUCACUGGAGGAGCCACAGCAGGAAGAGGAGAAGGAGGAGUAGGAGAGAGGAGCAGGAACAGGAGGAGGAGGAGAAGAAGAAGAAGAAGAAGAAGAAGAAGAAGAAGGCAGCCUCGAGGUUGUUCGGCUGUCGUAGCGUUCAACAACAAACUCACAGCGCCUGUGAUCAGCGUUGCCACGGCACCCUCUCAGACAGGUGGAGGCACCGGCUGAUUGGACGAGCAGGAAGGAAGGACGCAGCCUGCACAGACAGCAGGUGUGAAGUUAGUUCACUGAAGAGCGUCACAGAGAUGCAGAAAAAAACAAGACAACAGAAAACAGAAGAAGAAGAGAAGGAGGGCUUCUGCUGCUCUCUGUGUCACAGGAAGUUCUCCACCAAACUGACACUGAAGCGCCACCUGGGUGUCCACGGAGGAGAGAAACCGUUCACCUGUCCACACUGUUCCUACAGCAGCAGACUGAAGGCCUCACUGCUGCAACACCUGAGGACACACACAGGUGAGAAGCCGUACAGGUGUGAUCAGUGUUCGUAUGCUUCUAUAGACCGCAGCUCUCUGCUCAGACACGGCAGAACUCACAGUCAGGAGAAACCAUACAGGUGUCAACACUGUGACUACUGCAGUAUCCAGAAGAAGAGUUUGGACCUUCACGCUCGCCGUCAUCACACUGGUGAGGCCUUUCCAUGCCAACAGUGCAAGUAUUCGAGUCCAGAUCGUCAGCUUCUGCUGAGACACAUCCGCAGACACCACGCCUCCUCCCAGCAUGCCACGCUGUGACCUCACAGUUGAUCAGACACCCUAUUUGGACUGUUAGUUGGCGGGUCCACUUUGUCCCGUUUGAUGAUGUCACAGACUGUUUGUUAUUGAUAUCUGGUGGUUGGAUUUUUGUUAUUAAAGUAAAAAAAAAAAAAAGAAA
Messenger RNA from Acanthopagrus latus (yellowfin seabream), 2101 nucleotides. Its product is annotated as oocyte zinc finger protein XlCOF6. Bases 286 to 1962 code for a protein of 558 amino acids. Gene Ontology annotation, molecular function: RNA polymerase II cis-regulatory region sequence-specific DNA binding; DNA-binding transcription factor activity, RNA polymerase II-specific. Lineage: Eukaryota; Metazoa; Chordata; Actinopteri; Spariformes; Sparidae. Gene Ontology annotation, cellular component: nucleus. Gene Ontology annotation, biological process: regulation of transcription by RNA polymerase II. The transcript has 8 exons. The record is from RefSeq and is a predicted model, not a curated record.